ACUACACUCUCCUUUGACUGGAUCUCUGGAUUUCUUCGUUAUCAACUUGCGUUUGGCAAAUCAUCAAGUGUUCUCGAAUCUAGCUACUUUCGCACAAAUUCAAGAUGGCCGACCGUUUCCCUUCUCUCGAGGACUUCGACUCUGGAGCGCAAACCGAUAUCAAAGAUGUUUCCGACGAGCCCUCCGCCGAGGAUUUCCUUGCCAGAGAAAAGGCUCUCCUAGGCGAUGAUGCGAAUCAGUUCACGACCAGUGAUGACGCAAACGUAUUGGCUGAGACUGGUGGAGACCUCUUGGGAGAGACCGCCGCUGCCGAAUCUUCAUUCGAAUCUCAAUUCCCAGACCUCGCCAACCCUGCCGCUGGCCUGGCAGGCGUGGAUGGGAACAUCAUGACCGGCCCUUCUGUGAGCUACAACUCCGGUUACCAAACAUAUGCAGCCGAUGAGGAGGAGCCAGAGGUCAUCAAGCAGUGGAGAGAGAGCCGAGACGCGCAGAUUGCGAAGCGGUCCGAGCAGUUCGCUGCUCAGCGAGAGGAGACGAUAAAGGAAGCUCAGCAGAACAUCGAUGACUUCUACGACAACUACAACUCCAAGAAAGAGAAAGGCAUUGCGCAGACACGUAAAGAGGCAGAGGAGUUCCUUGCGAACCGGGAGGAUACCGUUUCUGGUGGCACGAGCUGGGACCGCAUCGCAAAGCUGGUUGAUAUUAGCGGAAAGGGGGCCACUGGCGGAGCCGCCGGAUCUGGCAAGGAGCGUUUCCGUGAAAUGCUCAUGAGUCUGCGCAAGGACGAAAAGGCACCAGGCGCAACUGGCUACUGAUUUUUGAUAGACUGAAUUUACGACCAAUUUAGUGAUAUUACAGGGCUUGGGUCAACAGGCGAGGAAGGGCCGGAUAUCUGUUAUGCGACUUAUUUGAUUCGCAUUCUCUUUUUUUUCUUCUACCACGCAAAUAUUAUAUAGUGGCACAUGGGAAUAAUGGCUACGCAUAAUUGAAAGAAAGAAAACUUA
Trichoderma atroviride IMI 206040 is the source of this 1004-nucleotide messenger RNA. RefSeq lists its product as uncharacterized. The record is from RefSeq and is a predicted model, not a curated record. Gene Ontology annotation, biological process: clathrin-dependent endocytosis; intracellular protein transport. Gene Ontology annotation, molecular function: structural molecule activity; clathrin heavy chain binding. Gene Ontology annotation, cellular component: clathrin coat of coated pit; plasma membrane; clathrin coat of trans-Golgi network vesicle. Lineage: Eukaryota; Fungi; Ascomycota; Sordariomycetes; Hypocreales; Hypocreaceae.